AUGAUCACGAUUUCUAUCGAACUAGCACCUCCACAAGGUGAGGAACCGCCGCCCAUCAAUGGUCUUAUGGCGAACAGACUCGCUUUCACCAACGGAGACAUUGUGCGUGGUAAGGCGACUGUUGUCACUAAAUCGCACAUUGAGGUAAGCUCUUUGAUAGCACGGUGCGAAUGUCGCACUUUUGCAAAGGCCAUUCAAACAAGCGCUGCAGCAUGGGAAGAGAAGGCAGUGAUGUGGUCAAGUUCUAACUAUAUUCUUCCCAGUCCGGAGCCCUGCGGCUACGACCUGCCUGAGAUUUCGCCAAACGUGUAUGCGAUGGCGCCUGGGACCUAUGUGUUUCCCUUCCAGUUUCGACUCCCUAAUUCUUCACAACAGUUUCCUGAAUCCCUAGAGGAGAGCGGCUGUGUGUCUGGAGUGUUCUGGGAAGUGCAGUUUCUCGUCAAACGUAAUGAGCGCUUGACAAAGAAUGCCCACAAAACGGUCCCAUUCAGAUUUAUUCCCAUGUGCACCCUGCCCUUGUCUGGCGAUGUCAGGCAAUAUAGAAAAGAGCUGGAGUUUCUCGGGCAAGACCCGACCUUUAAACCAUCGCUCCUGGGCAGGUUUUUCACCAAGCACCGCAUCCCCGUCAGAACCGAGGCUGUGCUAACUAUUCCUCGCAUGGGCCUUGUCCAGGCCCCGCUGUUUCUGGAACUGGGUCUUCAGCUUGUCACUGAUAUUCAGAAUAUGGUGGUGGUUGAGGACAUUAUUAUCCAGCUCCACGAGAUCACUCGUGUGUUUGUGCCGACAAGCGAUAGUGCGUAUGAACGUGGUACUACCCGACACUCUAUCGCCAAACUAAGUCCUCAUCGGCUGCUUGACGAAAAGGUCGUCGACUUUACUCAUUUCAUGAGCGACUUACAGAUCCGCAAGGGCCUGAUCGGCAGCGUCGACGAGGUCAAUUUUGAGCACUGCUUCGAGCUCAAACUCCAGCUGAUCCUGCGGUCGGCAUAUUGUCCUUCUAAUACACAGAAACUGGCUUUCAAGAUCCCAGUUAAAGUCAUCCCGCAACAGCUUGAGCAUUUGCCCGACUACAUCCCUACUCCCCCCAUGAUGGAGACGGUAACCGCUUAA
Wickerhamiella sorbophila is the source of this 1110-nucleotide messenger RNA. RefSeq lists its product as hypothetical. Bases 1 to 1110 code for a protein of 369 amino acids. The record is from RefSeq and is a predicted model, not a curated record. The transcript has a single exon. NCBI's taxonomy places the organism in Eukaryota, Fungi, Ascomycota, Dipodascomycetes, Dipodascales, Trichomonascaceae.